Messenger RNA from Mustela lutreola (European mink), 1578 nucleotides. RefSeq names its product family with sequence similarity 227 member B (gene FAM227B). The transcript has 15 exons. The record is from RefSeq and is a predicted model, not a curated record. Bases 1 to 1560 code for a protein of 519 amino acids. NCBI's taxonomy places the organism in Eukaryota, Metazoa, Chordata, Mammalia, Carnivora, Mustelidae.
AUGCAAAAACCUCCAAGGAACAUUGAAGAAUUCUUAAAGUUUCAAAAUUGGGAUUACUGGCCAAGGGAAAUCCAUUUUGGAAAUAGUGAUGAAUGGUUACACACUGUGAAAAAAAUAAAAGAAGAUAGUUCAUUUACUUCAAUUUAUACACAUCUGUGGGGAACAGUCCCUCGAAUACAUGAGGCAGUCAUGGCCAUGGAGUCAAGAUUAGGGGAAUGUUCAGUCCUUUUGAAAAGCCAUGCCUCUAAAAUAUUUGAGUGGAAGAGCAUAACUUUUGAUAGAGGUUCUAAAGGAAAUUUGGAAAGAUACAAAACAUUUCUAAGGAAGUACCAUAGGAGAAAGAAGAUAAUGCUUUCAGAUGAAAUGGAGACAAAGAAGACUGUAGAGGGUUUCACCUUCUCAGGAUUCAAAACAAAUGAGCUUACUCAGCUACCCAGACAUUUGGAUGCUGAACAAAUUUAUCUUUUUAUUUUAAAAGCCCAUAACUUUGAUGAAAAGGUUUUCAAAAUCUGGAAGACUCAUUUUCUCUCAGAAGCCUCUAUUGCUCUUUUACAUGAUUCCUUUUGGUGGUGGUUUCUGCAUAAAUUUAAGCCUGACAGAGAGAAUCAAGAUUCCUUGUUUGACAGAAUUUCAGAAAGUUAUGUGAUACUUUUCAUGAACAUCCCUGCAAGUCGAAAAGAUGCAUUCCUUCAGGUGUAUCCGGAUUGUUUGUCACAGGCCAUCUAUGCAACAUUCCAGGAAGCAUUUCCAGAAUCCAGUAAUCUUUUUAAUGAUGAAUUUAAAGAAGAACUAGGGAAUAACAUUUUUCUUUGGUUGUCAGGUUUAAAACCUCAAAAAGGGUUUUGGACUCACUGGAAUCUAAAAGAUCUCACAACAACAACCAUUCAUGGUACUAAGAAAGCACCUUCAACAUCUGUAAAGGACAGGAUUAAAAAGAGUCAGACACGUAUAACGGCUGCUAUUGACUUCAAUAUGACAAAAAUUUUAAAGAACCCAAGAGCAUAUACAAUGCCCCCAUUCAAGGAAGAAUCAAGUGUAUCAAGACUAACAACAAAGUCCCAUUAUAUUAGCACUGGUCCAGAGUUUAACCGUGUGCUUUUCAAUUUUGGAGGUCGGAGUCCACUGAUUUUAUAUUACCUUAAGAUGCAUGAGUUAGCUGGUAUUUCCAAAGCCCCUAGACAAACCAAGAUCAAACUUACUGAAAUAUCGCAAGAACCACCACCUGCUCCAACUUACCGUGAUAUUAUCAAAGAGGCAAAAAGACAAUUUGCAAGGAACCAAAAGGAAUUUCGAAUGGAAAAGCACAGAAUUAACGAAGAAAUAAAACUCCUAAGACAGCGGCAGGAAAGAAUUGACAAGGAGCUUGAUAGACUCCAGGCAAAGGCUGCCAAAAAACCUUACGAAGUUAAGAAUGACUUUGAGAACUUUCUCCAUAAACUGCGUUCUGAAGCUCGAAACAAGAGGGAGUUUCUGGCAUCUCGCUCAUCAUCAUCAUCAACAGACGACUACAACUAUGAAGAAGAAGAAUGUCAAGAGAAACCAGAAAUGAACUAUGUUUAAGAAUACAGCAUACAAUGC